Messenger RNA from Gossypium arboreum, 2679 nucleotides. Its product is annotated as 1-aminocyclopropane-1-carboxylate oxidase 5. The record is from RefSeq and is a predicted model, not a curated record. NCBI's taxonomy places the organism in Eukaryota, Viridiplantae, Streptophyta, Magnoliopsida, Malvales, Malvaceae. The transcript has 3 exons. Gene Ontology annotation, molecular function: dioxygenase activity. Bases 138 to 1049 code for a protein of 303 amino acids.
UAAAUAGGGCCAAUCCUCUUCCCUUUCUCAACCACAAUUAACUGCAAACUUUGCUAGCCAUUCCCCUACUACUACUCAUUAGCUUUCCUUCUUCUUCUUCUUUUUUUUUUUUCUUUUGGUAUUUGUUUUAGUCUUCAAUGGCAAUUCCAGUGAUUGAUUUCUCUAAGCUCAAUGGUGAGGAUAGGGCCAAAACAAUGGCUCAGAUUGCAAAUGCAUGCCAAGAAUGGGGUUUUUUUCAGCUGGUGAACCAUGGCAUCCCAGUGGAGUUGCUGGAGAGGGUGAAGAAGGUCUCAUCAGAGUUUUAUAAGGGAGAGAGGGAGGAGAAUUUCAACAAGUCAAAGGAGGUGGAUUUGUUGGAUGAGAGUAGUGAAAAGUUGGAGAAUGUGGAUUGGGAAGAUGUUAUCACUAUCUUGGAUGAUAAUGAAUGGCCAUCCAAAACACCUAGCUUCCAGGAAACCAUGAAGGAAUACAGGUUUGAGUUGAAGAAAUUCGCAGAAAAGGUGAUGCAAGUUAUGGAUGAAAACUUGGGAUUACCGAAGGGAUACAUAAGGAAGGCACUCAAUGAUGGAGAUGGUGAUAAUGCCUUCUUUGGCACCAAGGUUAGCCACUACCCACCAUGUCCUCACCCUGAGAGGGUGAAGGGUCUUCGAGCCCACACAGACGCUGGUGGCGUCAUUUUACUCUUCCAAGACGACAAGGUGGGGGGACUUCAAGUCCUGAAAGAUGGAGAAUGGAUUGAUGUCCAGCCCUUGCCUAACACCAUUGUCAUCAACACAGGUGAUCAGAUUGAGGUCCUCAGCAAUGGCCGCUACAAGAGUGCUUGGCACCGAGUCCUGAGCCCCGUCCAUGGGAUCAGGAGAUCCAUUGCUUCAUUUUACAAUCCAAGUCUGAAAGCGACCAUUGCUCCUGCACCACAGCUGGUGGAAAAAACAAACCAACAAGUGGAACAAACUUAUCCCAAGUUUGUUUUUGGGGAUUAUAUGUCUGUUUAUGUUCAGCAGAAGUUCCUUCCCAAGGAACCAAGGUUCCAAGCUGUAAAGGCAGUGUAAUACCAAGAAGAAGCUCAAAACCAUGAAUGAUGUUUUUGAUUGAAAGAGUAGAGCCCUUUCUUUCCUGGAAAAUAAAAUUGCAGGGAAGGAUAUGAAGAGCUCAAGUCAGUAUACAAUGUUACUAGGGUGUUUGUUUGUUUGUUUGUUUGUUGUGUUUUUUUUUUGUUUUUGUUCUUUUCCUUUUUUGGUUGGGAGUUUGUGUUGAUGAACAUGAUGAGAUGCUCGAUCAAAUUGCUAAAGUUGGGUGUGUAAAUUUGAAUCACAUAUAUAUUUUAUUAUGAAUUUUCUAUUUUAUUUUAAGAAACAGCUAUGAGCUUUUGACUUCUUAAAAUUAUAUUUUUAUAUUAUAUAUCAGCAGUGCUUGUCGUCCAUUUUUAUUCCGAUUUUCUUAUGUUUCCCUUUAUUUUAAUAUUUAACAUUACUUCAGUGAGAACAGAUGCCUCCCUAGAACAUGCUCCACAUGCAUCUCCAUACACAAUAUAGAAAAAAAAGAAAAAUCUUUCUGAUUUUUUUUAUAUAGAACUGGAAUGCAUGUUCUGUAAAAGGAACAAAAACUUUUAUCAAUCUAAUCUCAGAUUUUCUGGUUACAUUAUAAAAAUGGAAGACAAAAACACCGAAACAUUAUUAAAUAUAUGGGGGAUGCUUUUCACUGUUUUUUUCAGUCCAUUGGCCAGAAUAUUGAUCAGGCAGCAAGAUGACAUGAAAUCCAAGUAUAUGCCUAUAGUCCUUGUAAACUUAGGUGCCUUUAUUUGUUUUUAUCAUUCAUAAGUAGUAGAGAUAGAAAGCCCUAUCAAACAUGCAACAAUUUCAGUCACUAACAAAGUCGUCAUAUCAUAUGUCAUAGAGUGGAGCUCUGCGUGGACCUUGGGAUUAUUUUCAACAUCAAGGGAACUUGCUCUAUAACUUUAUACAUACUACUACCAGAAAGUAACAGAGAAAUACAGGACAGGGGCCAAACUGUGCCCCUAAAAUGAAAAUUUUCUCAUUUAAGUCCUUUAGAUUUUUCAAAAUUUUAAAUUAGUAAAGAUAAAAUUACACUUUGACCCCUUUAAAAAUAUAAAAUUUUGAUUUAAUCUUUUAAAAAUUAUAAAGAUAUAGACUAUCAAAAUGAUGAAAUUACAUUUUUACUAUUAUAAAAAUUACAAUUUAAUUUCGGCCCCAUAAAAAAAAUUUCUGGUUUCACCCCUGAGGAUAACUUACAGCCUUGAUACAGAACACUAACUGAUUAGAUUCUUUCACAAAAUAAAAUACUAUGAGAUCUUUCUUUAUUAUUAUUUCAAAGCUGUUGUGAGUACCCUAUCUGACAUUAUUUGUACAAUCUAAGGGUAAAAAUUGACCAACACUACUUUUGUGGGGAAGCAUAUGUUGGUAAUGAAUAGCAUUCACUCUUUGUAUAUUAAACUCUUUUUUUCUUUUUCUUUUUUUCUCUUUCCAAGUUAUAAUUUUAUAUCUAUACAUCAAUUUACAUGAAGGUUCAACCUACCUUGAGAAUGAAGCUGUGGGGGCCUUAGAGGGCUUUUUGAUCCAAUCUCUCAUUCCAGUUAAGGCAGCGAAUCAAGCUGUGGAACCAAUCACCUGUUUGGUCAGAUUUAUUGACAGUUGGAAGGGGGUGCUGGCUCAUAGAUAUUCU